This is a messenger RNA of Lolium perenne, 3071 nucleotides long. Its product is annotated as glycerophosphodiester phosphodiesterase GDPDL3. Gene Ontology annotation, molecular function: glycerophosphodiester phosphodiesterase activity. Gene Ontology annotation, biological process: lipid metabolic process. The record is from RefSeq and is a predicted model, not a curated record. NCBI's taxonomy places the organism in Eukaryota, Viridiplantae, Streptophyta, Magnoliopsida, Poales, Poaceae.
UUCCCCCUGAUGCCACCUUCUCCUGUUGGCCGCGGCACAGCUCAGCAGCAGCCGAGCCUCCUCCUCCCAUCUCCAAUUCUUUUGUCUCUCUCUCUCUCGGUGUUAAAAUCCCAACGCGGCCGCCGUACGCGCAUUGCCUCCUUCCUUCCGAGCACCUGCUGGCUCGCUUCGCUUCUCCUCCCGCUCCUCCCUUCCCCAGGCCGUUCUUGGAGGGAGCCCGUAGCUAAAGUAGUGAUCUUGGAGCUGCUGCCGGUGGGGGUCUGCAAUGGGGAGGAGCGGCCAUGCCUGCUCCCUUCUCGCGCCGCUGCUGCUCCUGCUGCUGUCGCUGGGCUCCGCCGCUGCGCAGAAGGGCUCGACCUGGAAGACGCUGAGUGGUGAUCCUCCAGCAGUCAUUGCUAAGGGUGGGUUCUCGGGUCUAUUUCCCGAUUCCAGUGACCUUGCUUAUGCGUUUGCUGCCAGCUAUCAGGACUCGGUCCUUUGGUGCGAUGUUCGGUUGACCAAGGAUGGUGUUGGCAUCUGCCUUCCGGACAUAAAAAUGGAGAACUGCACAAGCAUAGCAAAUGUUUUCCCAAAGGGGCAGAACACCUACCGUGUGAACGGUGUAUCUACCAAGGCCUGGUUCUCAGUGGAUUAUGACAGCAUUCAGCUAUCCAAUGUAUCUUUGGAACGAUCGAUCUAUUCUCGUACACAAAGAUAUGAUGAUGUCUUCCAAGUAAUUCCAGUUGAAGUUGUACUGUCGCAAUAUAAGGCUCCUGCUUUUUGGUUAAAUGUUCAGCACGACAGUUUCUACAGCCAAUUCAAUCUGAGCAUGAGAAGCUAUAUCCUGUCUCUGUCAAAGCAAUACACGGUUGACUACAUCUCAUCGCCUGAAGUGAGCUUCCUGAAAAGCUUACUUGGGAGAGUUAGCAGCAAGACAAAGCUUGUGUUCCGUUUUCUUGAUGAAGGCAUUGUGGAGCCAUCUACUAAUCAGACAUAUGGCUCAAUACUAAAAAAUCUGACAUCUAUCAAGACUUUUGCUUCUGGGAUACUUGUUCCCAAAAACUAUAUCUGGCCUGUUGCGGCAGAUAAUUAUCUGAAACCUGCUACUUCAGUCGUUGAUGAUGCUCAUAAGGCAGGCUUAGAAAUUUAUGCUGCUAAUUUUGCCAAUGACUUUGGGCUCAGCUACAACUACAGCUAUGAUCCAGUAACAGAAUAUCUUGGCUUCGUUGAUGGUGCCUUCUCUGUGGAUGGUGUCUUGACUGAUUUCCCGAUCACUGCUUUAGAAGCCAUUGGUUGCUUUACUAACCUGAACGACACCAAGGUAGAUCAUGGGGCACCUCUAGUUAUCUCCCACAAUGGUGCUAGUGGUGACUACCCAGACUGCACUGACCUAGCUUAUAAAAAGGCAGUUACUGAUGGAGCAGAUGUCAUUGACUGUGCUGUUCAAGUGACAAAAGAUGCCAUACCAAUAUGCAUGAGUUCCAUUGACCUGAAAGAUGUUUCUACUGUUGUAACUUCACAAUUUGCUUCUCAAGCGGUUGUCAUAGAAGAUAUUAAGCCUGUCGCUGGAAUCUAUACAUUCAACCUCACUUGGGAGGAUAUUGCAAACAACCUGAAGCCUAUGAUAUCAAACCCGUGGACCGGCUUCGCCCUAUCAAGAAGUCCCAGAAACAGGAACGCAGGGAAUUUCAUGAAAUUAUCAGACUUCUUAACGUUUGCAAAAGGAGAGGAUUUGGCAGGAAUCAUGAUUACAGUGGAGCGUGCUUCAUUCAUGGCAGAGAAACUUGGUUUUGGUGUGGUAGAUGCAGUGAUCAAAGCUCUUGAUGAUUCUGGUUACAGCAAACAGACCGCCCAGAAAGUCAUGAUUCAGUCGACAAACAGCUCAACUCUAGUGAAGUUCAAGCAGGAAGCCAAGUAUAACCUUGUCUACAAGCUCGACGAAGAUGUCAAAGAUGCUGCACCUUCCGCCGUUGCAGCUAUCAAGCAGUUUGCUGAUGCUGUUUCUGUUAGCACCAUGUCUGUUUACCCUGCGACCAGCAAUUUCUUGAUAAACCAGACCAACCCUCUUGCGAAGACCCUGCAGUCUGCUGGCCUUCCAGUUUAUGUUCAUCUGCUCAUGAACGAGUUCCCUUCGCAACCUUGGGACUUCUUCUCAGACGCAACGACACAGAUUAAUGCCUUUGUGCAGAAAGGCGGAGGGGGAGUGGAUGGAGUCAUCACUGACUUUCCUGGGACAGCUCACAGAUACAAAUUGAACUCCUGCAAGAACAUGGGAGACAAGACGCCAUACUACAUGCUGCCUCCCCAGCGCGGCGGCCUCCUUGAGACCAUCGAUAAAGCUGCGCAGCCACCAGCAAUGGCCCCACAGAAGGACUUGGCAAGCGCUGAGGUGGUAGAGGCAGCCCUACCUCCUGCCAGCAGCACCACAGCGCCGUUGGUGUUCGAUUUCCAGCCUCGAGACCCCGAGGAUGCUCUGGCGGCGUUGGCAGCCCUGUCGCGGAGCAAAAUUCCCGGAGUGGUUCGGAGAAGAACGCUGCGGAGGAUCCCGGACAGGAGGAGCUGGUUCGUCGGGCUCUGCGACGGCGACGCCGCGGACGCCGCCGAGAGGUUCAGCGAGCGGUGGUCGACUGACCUGGUGGUGGGGGAGCACGACUGCCGGGACUACACCAACGGGCUCGUCGAAGUCUUGACGGGAGAAAAACGUGUCCUGGAGUCGCUCAGAGCAUCAUCAGGCGCCAACGAGGUGGCACCUUGAUGGAUGGUCUAUCAGAAUGCCGUUCAGUGAUCUCUAAUCGGGCACUCAGAUACCAUCUGCAGUAGCAGCAAGUGAAUCUUUGAAGCCUUCUCGGUUAACGGCUUAAAGAGAAAUGAAGGCACUUUGAGGAAUUCCUUGGCUGGAGCUGGAAGCAAGAGUAGCAAAUCUAUGUAAUCAGGUGAUGUUUGCUGAACUACAGAGUCAAUUUGUUAUCAGUAGUUCGUAUGCCGUACCUGAAAACAUAAUUACAAUGAAAUGCUUACUAGGAAGAUGGAGGGUAGAGACAGAAUGAUACCUAUAGCAGUAUGUGGACAAUGCCGACAAAUGUCUUUUUUUC